Pocillopora verrucosa is the source of this 2421-nucleotide messenger RNA. The record is from RefSeq and is a predicted model, not a curated record. NCBI's taxonomy places the organism in Eukaryota, Metazoa, Cnidaria, Anthozoa, Scleractinia, Pocilloporidae.
ACAGAGUUAGGAAUAGUAAGGAGUAGAGGAGUAUUUACUUUCAAAUUUUUCCUCAAAAACGGAAGUCUACGAGUUCCUCUGGAAAAUUUAUCACUUUAAGAGUGUUUUUCAUCCCUUAAAACGUUUCUAAGAAGCCAUUUUGGCGCGUUUUGAAGCUGCACAUUCUCAAAUAUUAUGGCGAAACUUGUAGCGGUGUGUAGAGACGAAACCGACUUCGCAUUCGAGCGUCGACAAAUCCCUCUGAAUAUUGAGGAUGCCUUAACGAUGGUGAUGGAAAUUCCUGAAACUGUGAUUUCUACUCGAGAAGUCAACGAAUACGAAGUACAGUCGUUUCAAAAGCGUUUUCAAUGUCUUAGCGCCGAUGAUCUUGCGGUUGCGACGAUGGUAAGACAGAAAGAUGUUUUAUCCUUCCUGUCCCACUCGGUGCCUUGUGUUGGUUGUCGGAGAAGUAUUGAGCGAUUGUACAAUCAGUUAGUGGAAUCAGGACAGCCUGCAUUGGAACCUUUGAUUAUCACAAACAGUGGAGUCUUGACAAUGGAUAGUUCAUUCCUGAAAGACCCAAAACUUGUGUAUGCACUAUUUUAUAAACAUGGAUCCAGGCUAAGUGAGAUGGUUGAAUCUAUUCCUAAGAGCAGAAGAAACAGGAGGUGCCCUUUACAUUCACUGGAAACACACAAAUCAAGGCCAUCAGGAAGCUGGAUAGAUGUGUGGGAUUUACUCUCACAGGAAUGUAGGGAUGAGGUGGUGCUGAUUGACUCCAAUGCUCUGCUUGACACAUUGGAAAAUUACCUCAGAAAACAUAGAUUUUGUACUGAAUGUAAAUCAAAAGUUUUGAGGGCAUACAGUAUUCUGGUAGGAGAUUUGGAUGGACCAAGUGAAAAGGGUUACUGUGCUACUUUGUAUGAUGGUCUUAAAAGCUGUCCUCAAGACCGGCAUGUCCAUGUACUGUGUGAUACAGACUACAUUGCACAUUUAAUUGGACGGGCAGAACCAGAGCUGGCUGGAGGGAGGAGAGAAAGGCAUGCUAAGACACUGGACAUUGCCCAGGAAGAGGUGUUAACGUGUCUCGGUAUUCACCUGUGGGAAAGACUUCAUCGACUGUGGCAGAAACUGAGGGCUGAGGAGCAAACGUGGCAGAUGCUGUUUUAUCUGGGGGUGGAAGCUCUAAGGAAAAGUUUUGAGGUGGCGGUUGAAGAAAAGCAAGGCAUAUCACGCCUGGAACAAGUCGUCGAAGAGAUUUCUGAGGCGGAGAGAGCCAAGGAACUCAGAAGAGAGCAGAAGCGAUUGAAAAAGAAAGCGAGACGCAAAGAGAAAUGUAAAUGUGGUACUCACUUAACUAUCUCGACAGCGAACAAUGAACUGCAAACAGAGGAAACUGCGAAAAACGAGGAGGAAUUGGAAGAGGAAGAGGUAUGUACGAAUGAGAUCGUGGAAGAGACAAGGGAUAUGAAUGGACAUGGCGAUAGCUGUGAAGAUGAUGAAGAUGACGGAGACAGUGGCGGUUCACCGUGCAGUUGUGAAGACUUGAGCAACUCUGAGCGAAGCAAGAGCAAAAAAUCGGGUUUUAGGAAUGGUGACUGCGGGUACGUAGCAGAGUACAAUAAAUGGUCCAGGAUGGUACACCAGAGUGGAGACAUGUGUAAUCAUGGCGAAGAUUCUUCGACGCUAGGAGGAGAGGAAGAGGAUAUAUGUACAGAUUGUUUGAGUGGGAGCCCAAUUAGUGGUGGAUCUCCACAGAGCAAUAAUGGAAAGGGAAGAAAGAAGAAGGGCAAAAACAAGGAGAAGAAGCAAAAUUCGCCGAGACAUGAAAAGCAAGAAAAGCUUGUAGAAAAUAUUGAUGACGAAGAAAAACGGCUCCUGAAGCUAAUGGGUUGGAAGGAUGGAGGAACAGAGUCAAUGGAGUGUUUUUCGUCGGAGGAAGAUCUCUGUAUAUCCGAGCAGGAAAUUCUACGGUUCAAAGCGAACCAAUCGUCAGUGUCACAGCAGCGACGGAAGCUUCGAGAGAAACUUCGCCAACAAUUUAACAAUUUGACGCUUAAGGAGGGUCUUAACGUCGCUAUUGUUCAUUAGGCCUUGUUAAAAAUGCACUCACAACAGGAGAUGGGGAGAUGGGCGAUAGGAAAUGGGCAGCGGAUAGUGGGGAUGGGUGGGAAAGUGACUGUACUAGAGAGACAACUUCCCUGCCCGAUCCAUGUUGGUAGAAAGUAGUCACGGGUUUCUGUAGUUACGGUGGAAAGAUUGUGUAUGUGUGUGUGUGAUGUUGUUUAUUGUAUGCAAGUGAAGUCCGCAAGGUGUGCAGCGAUGUAGCAAUGUUAAUAAGGUUCUCCUUUGUUUUAAUUCUUUAUUUUAAUUUUACUCCCUGAUUACACUGUAAAUCAGGAUGAGUUUAUGUGAAAACGGAAAUAAAUCUCUUGAAUCAGA